GUUGAAUCCUCGAAGAAGAAGCCCAAAACCUUCAAUUGGCAAGAACAGCGCAGAUUGGAUAGAGAACGGAAGCAAUUCGAAGAAGAUGAACAGACGUUAGCCAGAAUAGAGGCUCCAAUUCCACAAUCGAACAUUGGGUUUAAAUUGUUGAAGCAAAUGGGGUACACCCCUGGCGCAGCUUUGGGCAAGGGGGGAUCAGGUCUGGCAGAACCAGUGGGACUUGAGAUUCGACGGUCACGAGCUGGAAUUGGCAGGGAAGAUCCGAUCAAAGAGAAGAAGAAGCAAGAAGAGUUUAGAGCUCAGACAAAGAGGAGCCAUCAGGAGGCUUUAAUGGAGGAAUUUGGGUCUCGACAGAAGUUGCAGUGGCGAAGUCGAAGAAUUGUGGUCAAUUACAAGAAGGCGAAGGCUGCACUUGAUCAAUUGGAGAAUAAGGAAAUUGUGGAGCCUGAGAAGAAGGACAAUGAAGAGGAAGAAGAUCAGGAAGAAGAAGAGGAAGAGAUUAUAACAGAAGAGGAUUUGGAGGAUGUAUUGAUGAAACUGAGAGAUGAACAUCGAUAUUGCGUUUUCUGUGGAUACCAGUACGACUCGAUGGAGUUGCUCAUAUCUAACUGUCCAGGAAUUAGUGAAGAUGAUCACUGAUCACUGAACUCUGAACUAUACCUUUUGCUCCAAACACUUCCAUGGAGAUGGGCUUUGUUGCAAGUCUCCCCUUCAGAUCAAGGGUUGUAUUUGUAUCAUGUGCUUCAAUACUCUCAACACGAAUGGAGUAGUCUCUCAUACAGGAGUCCAGUCCGAAGUUGCUGUUCGAAACAACAAUUUUUCGCUUCUGGGAAUCAUCUAACCUUGACAAUGGAUGGCCAGAGGUACACUUACAGAUCUCUAAAGUUUUCACAUUGAGCUAUACGAGUAGUGCAGAACACCCCAUUGACGGUCUGCUAACUGCUUUAUAUUGUACUUGGCCAAGCUUCAUCCUACUGUGUGCCCUUUUGAGUACAAAUUAUGAGAGAAUUUGGAAUCAUA
Messenger RNA from Momordica charantia (bitter melon), 1020 nucleotides. NCBI's taxonomy places the organism in Eukaryota, Viridiplantae, Streptophyta, Magnoliopsida, Cucurbitales, Cucurbitaceae. The record is from RefSeq and is a predicted model, not a curated record.